CUGUCCAUCUCCAUCAUCCACUUUCCUCCAUCCCACAUUCAACAUGGCCAGCAUGAUCGAGUCUGCUCCAACCACGGAGUCAUCUCCCACUCACCAAGCUCAAGCUGAAACCAGAGCAACCUCGUCGAUGCCCGAUAUCACCCAAUUCUCACUCGAGCACAGCCCAGAUAUCUUCACCAUCAUAUGCUGCAACGACAGCUUCCAGCUUGCCCUCGAUCACAGCACCAUCAAGGCUCUCCUCCGAGUGUGUAGGCAUGUCCAGCCUCUCCUGAGCUCCAAGGUGGCUCGCUUCCACAGCUGGUGCCAGAAUGCAGGCUUGUGCAAUCCAGAUGGACAGAUGCGAAUCGGUCUCACACCGAGCGACUUGAUUGCCAUAUCGCUGCAUUGCGACGAUCCGGUCACAGCCGACCGAUCCUGGCUCGAAGAUCAAGCCGAUAUGGGCAAUGGUGCUGCCUCGUAUCUCUUGGCUCGAAUGCUGCAAUCUGAGAUCGACUCACAAACAGACGAUGACGAUGAGCCUGAAGAGUACACCAACCGUCAGCAGAUAUUCCACCAUUUGGAGAGUGCCGCCCAAGCCCAACAUCCGAUGGCACAGUUUCGCCUGGCCGAAUGCUAUCGCAACGGUGUCAUGGUCGACAAAGAUCACACCAAGGCCGUCGAGCUGUAUCGCAAUCUUGCAGAUCGUGGAAUCCCUCGGGCGCAAAUUGCCCUCGGCCAAUACUUUGAGAAUGGCGAGGGUGUCGAGCAAGAUUAUAACAACGCGAUCGAAUGGUAUUCCAAGGCCGCCGACCAGGGCAGCGAGGAUGGUCGACUCCAUAUCGUGUUCCUCCGAGGAUGGUUCUCGUUCGUUGGCCACAAUGUCGAACAGAGCGAUGUCGCUGCUCUCAACCAUUGGCAGGAAGUGAGCACCAAGUCGACUGACCCAGUCAUCAAACCCAUCGCCACCCACAUGGUCGGGUGGAUGCACUACCUCGGCCGGGGCACCGUGCGCGACGAGCCAAUGGGUACCAAGAUCAUUCGAGAGAACAAGUCGGAUGAGUUCCCACUCGGGGAAGGCGAAUGUCUGGCAGCGAAUUGGGCCCCAAUCAAGUCCGACCUACCCGCACCCCGCAAGUUCUUCGAGCUGUGCCAGCUUGGAUCUGAAAGGGACUGGCUGUGCAGACAUCUCAUGGCUGUGUGUGUGUUCCAAGAAUUCGGAGCCACAAAUGACCGGGAGAAGGCAGCUGGUAUCUUUGAACAGCUCGCCAACGACGGCCACAGCGACAGCCAGUUCUGGAUCGGAGAGUGCUAUCAAUACGGCAGAGGAGUAUCGCAGGACCACAAGACGGCAUUCGAGCGGUUCAGCAAGUCGGCCAACCAAGGCAACUCAUAUGGACAGUGGAGCGUUGGUUUUUGCUACUACUGGGGAUGGGGAGUCACCGAGGACCGCACCAAGGCAGCCGAGUGGUUCCGCAAGUCGGCCGAGCAGGGCAAUAGAGACGGACAAAACGCUCUCGGCGACUGCUACGAUAAUGGCUGGGGUGUCCCUCGAGACAUCGACACCGCCGUCUUCUGGUACCGCAAGUCCGCCGAGAAUGGAAAUAAUCCUGCCAUCAUCAACCUCGAGGGGCUCGGCAAAUGGCCCUGAUUCCCAAUUUCCACUCCCAAAUAACCAUGUCACAGCGCGAACAUGCAACCAAACUGCGCCUCCCCUACCCAUCCAAGACACCAUGACACCAAAGAGUGGACUUGCAAAGUGAUCCCGAUCAAGCGGCAAUGGCCGUGUAGUGUUGUAUUUGGCAUUCAAUACAUCCAAUGCAUCCAAUAUACAACAGUGCUGUCCCA
Molecule: messenger RNA, 1824 nt
Organism: Polychytrium aggregatum
Lineage: Eukaryota; Fungi; Chytridiomycota; Chytridiomycetes; Polychytriales
Exons: 1
Coding region: 44-1627 (527 amino acids)
Molecular function (GO): protein binding
Source: RefSeq, a predicted model, not a curated record